This is a messenger RNA of Marmota monax (woodchuck), 6112 nucleotides long. It is a transcript of the gene Itgad, whose product is annotated as integrin subunit alpha D. Gene Ontology annotation, biological process: cell-matrix adhesion; cell adhesion mediated by integrin; cell-cell adhesion. Gene Ontology annotation, molecular function: integrin binding. Gene Ontology annotation, cellular component: external side of plasma membrane; integrin complex. The transcript has 30 exons. The coding region runs from base 72 to 3572 and encodes 1166 amino acids. The record is from RefSeq and is a predicted model, not a curated record. NCBI's taxonomy places the organism in Eukaryota, Metazoa, Chordata, Mammalia, Rodentia, Sciuridae.
UUAUUUUAACAACCCCCCAGGAGGCUGAACCCCUUCAGUGCUCUGUUGUCCUGCACUUCACUUCCCAGUCAAUGUGCUGUUCAGUGAUGGUUUUCAGAGUUUUGCUUCUCCUGAGUGUCCUGGCUUCUUAUCAUGGAUUCAACUUGUAUGUGGAGAAGCCCACAGUCUUCAGCGAGAAUGCAACUGGCUUUGGGCAGACCGUGGUGCAGUUUGGUGGAUCUCGGCUUGUGGUAGGAGCCCCCCUGGAGGUGGUGGCGGUUAACCAAACAGGACAGUUAUACGACUGUACGUUUGUCAACGGCACAUGCCAACCCAUCUCAUUACACAUCGCACCAGAGGCUGUGAACAUGUCCUUGGGCCUCUCCCUGGCAGCCUCCAGUAAUGGCUCCUGGCUGCUGGCCUGUGGCCCAACUGUGCACAGAGCUUGUGGGGAGAACAUGUAUGCAAAAGGCUCCUGCCUCCUUUUGGGCUCCCAUAUGCAGAUCAUCCGGACAGUCCCAGUUGCCCUGCCAGAGUGUCCAAAUCAAGAGAUGGACAUUGUCUUCCUAAUUGACGGCUCUGGUAGCAUUCAUGAAAGUGACUUUAACCAGAUGAAGGACUUUGUCAGAGCUGUGAUGGACCAGUUUCAGGGCACCAACACUCUGUUUUCUCUGAUGCAGUACUCAAACCUCAUGGAGACUCACUUCACCUUCACCGAAUUCCAGAAUGGUUUGAGCCCUCGGAGCCUGGUGGAUCCCAUCAUCCAAAAGAAAGGCCUGACGUUCACGGCGACGGGAAUCCAGAAAGUGGUGAGAGAGCUAUUUCAUAGCAAGAAUGGGGCCCGAAAACGUGCCAAGAAGAUCCUCAUUGUCAUCACAGAUGGGCAGAAGUAUAGAGACCCCCUGGAAUACCAUGAUGUCAUUCCCCAGGCAGAGAAAGCUGGCAUUAUCCGCUAUGCCAUUGGGGUGGGAGAUGCUUUCCAGGAGCCCAGUGCCAGACAAGAACUGAGCACCAUUGGCUCAGUACCCCCUCAGGAACAUGUGUUUGAGGUGGACAACUUUGCAGCACUCAGCAGCAUCCAGAAGCAGCUUCAGGAGAAGAUCUUUGCAGUAGAAGGAACCCAAUCGAGGACAAGUAGCUCCUUUCAGCAUGAGAUGUCACAAGAAGGCUUCAGUUCAGUGCUCACAAUGGAUGGACCAGUACUGGGGGCUGUGGGGAGCUUUAGCUGGUCUGGAGGUGCCUUCCUAUACCCACCACAUAUGAACUCCACCUUCAUCAACAUGUCUCAGGAGAAUGUGGACAUGAGGGACUCUUACUUAGGUUACUCCAGUGAGCUGGCCCUUUGGAAAGGGGUACACAGCCUGGUCUUGGGGGCCCCUCGCCACCAGCACACUGGGAAGGUUGUCAUCUUCACCCAGAUAUCCAGGCAAUGGAGGCCAAAGGCUGAAGUCACAGGGACCCAGGUCGGCUCCUAUUUUGGGGCCUCCCUCUGCUCUGUGGAUGUGGACAGCGAUGGCAGCACCGAUGUGGUCCUCAUUGGGGCUCCCCAUUACUAUGAGCAGACCCAAGGAGGAGGGCAGGUGUCCGUGUGCCCCAUGCCCAAGGGGAGGAGCAGAUGGCAGUGUGCGAUCAUUCUCCGUGGGGAGCAGGGCCAUCCCUGGGGUCGCUUUGGAGCAGCUCUGACAGUGCUGGGGGAUAUCAAUGGAGACCAUCUGGUAGAUGUGGCCAUUGGGGCCCCUGGAGAGGAGGAGAACCAGGGUGCUGUUUACUUAUUUCAUGGAACCUCAGGAUUAGACAUCAGUUCCUCCCACAGCCAGCGGAUCACUGGCUCCCAGUUCUCCUUAAAGCUCCAGUAUUUUGGGCAGUCGCUAAGCGGUGGUCAGGACCUCACUCAGGAUGGACUGGUGGACCUGGCUGUGGGGGCCCAAGGGCACGUACUGCUCUUCAGGAGCCUGCCAGUGCUGAAAGUGGGAGUAACUAUGAGAUUCACACCCAUGGAGGUGGCAAAGGCUGCGUACCAGUGCUGGGAAGAGGUGCCCACCUCCCUGGAAGCUGUGGAGGCCAUGAUCUGUCUCACUAUCCACAAGAGCUCACUUGACCAGUUAGGUGAUGUCCAAAGCUCUGUCAGGUAUGAUCUGGCUUUGGAUCCGGGUCGUCUGAUUUCUCGUGCCAUUUUUAAUGAGACCAAGAACUGGACUUUGACUCGAAAAAAAACCUUGGGGCUUGGGGAUCACUGUGAAACCGUGAAGUUGCUUUUGCCAGACUGUGUGGAGGAUGUGGUGAACCCCAUCAUCCUGCGCCUCAACUUCUCCCUGGCGAGAGACUCCACCUUAUCCCGUAAUCUUCACCCUGUGUUGGCUGCAGGCUCACAAGACAUGUUCACUGCUUCUCUUCCCUUUGAGAAGAACUGUGGGCAGGAUCACAUCUGUGAGGGGGACCUGCGUGUCAACUUUAGCUUCUUAGGCCUACAGACAUUGAUGGUAGGAAGCUCCCUGGAGCUCAAUCUGAUAGUGACUGUAUGGAAUGAGGGUGAGGAUUCCUAUGGAACUGUAGUCAACUUCUACUACCCAGCAGGACUAUCCUAUCGCCGGGUGUCAGCAACACAGAAGCAACCCCAUCAGCGUCCACUGCGCCUGGCAUGUGAGGCAAAUCCCACUGGGAAUGAAGGCCUGAGGAGCAGCAGCUGCAGCAUCAACCACCCCAUCUUCAGAGAGGGUACUACGGGCACCUUCAUUAUCACAUUUGACGUUUCCUACAAGGCCACUCUGGGAGACAGGUUGCUUAUGAGGGCCAAUGCAAGCAGUGAGAAUAAUAAGCCUGCAACCAACAAGACUACCUUCCAGCUGGGGAUCCCAGUGAAAUAUGCAGUGUACACAAUGAUCAGCAGACAGGAAGAAUCCACCAAGUACUUCAGCUUUUCUAUUUCUGAUGAGAGCAGCAGGAAAGAGGCAGAACAUCGAUACCGCGUGAAUAACCUAAGUCAGCGGGAUCUGGCCAUCAGCAUAAUAUUCUGGGUUCCCAUCUUGCUGAAUGAUGUGCCUGUGUGGGAUGUAACUGUGAUGGCCCCUUCACAGAGUCUCCCCUGCGUGUCAGAGAGGGAACCUCCCCAGCAUUCUGACUUCCUGACCCAGAUUCCAAGGAGUUCUGUGCUGAACUGUUCCAUUGCUGACUGCAUGAGGUUCCGCUGUGACAUCCCCUCCUUCGGCAUCCAGGAGGAGCUUGACUUCAUCCUGAAAGGCAACCUCAGCUUUGGCUGGGUCAGCCAGACAUUGCAGAAGAAGGUGUUGAUCAUGAGUGUGGCUGAAAUCACAUUUGAUAGAUCUGUGUAUGCCCAGCUUCCAGGACAGGAGGCAUUUUUGAGAGCCCAGAUGGAGACACUGCUAGAAGAAUUUGAGGUCUAUAAUCCCAUCUCCCUCAUUGUGGGCAGCUCUGUGGGAGGUCUGCUGCUGCUGGCUCUUAUCACAGCCACAUUGUAUAAGCUUGGCUUCUUCAAACGUCAAUACAAAGAAAUGUUAGAUGGAAAGCCUGAAGACACUCCUACAUUAGGAGGGGAGAAUUUCACCUGUGAGGCACCAAAUUUAUCUUUGUCUUAAUAAUCCACUUUUAAAAUUUAUCUCUACUUCCAUGGGCUAGUUUUGUCCCUACCUAUGAAUCUACUUUCACAUGGAUCUGGACUUGCCUGAGCAACCUAUCAGGUAUUAAGCCACCUUUCUGAGGAGUUGAAAGGUUUUUAUACCUGUACAUAUCUCUUGGACUUUUUCAGGAUCAGAUAUGAUGCCAGCAUAAAUUUUCAUAUGGAUGUUUGUCAUACAAACUGAGAAUGUUUAUCACAUUUUCCUUGUAUGGAAGAGUUCUAACCCAGGGAUGAGGUUCUAGAAAUAGGUAGGGAAACCAAAUUGUGGGAUUAAAAAUGUCCUCUCACUUUCUCUGGUACCUGGGAGUAUCAGGGGAGAGAUUUAAAGGAAGUGUGUGUGUGUGUGUGUGUGUGUGUGUACGCGCGCGUGUGCCAGGAGCAUAUUGGUCUGUCAUGGGCUAUGCACAGGCUUCAGGAUCUUUAGUCAUGAAAAGUGGGAAAAGCGGUGGAAUGUUCAGUCAGAGCUCAUUUGAACCCAAGUUUCCCUUGAAUGGGGCCCCAAAAUCCAGGAGAGCCAGGCUUCCAGAAAGGACUAUCUCAUUUCCAGACUAAUACAGAAGAGCAUCAUAGAGAAUGACCAAAAUAUUUCAAAUCCAGAAUUAGGGCAUGACACCUCACACAGAGGACGGCAGGGCCCACAUUUGAAAUUGGGGCUAUCUGUAGAUAGCCAGGAUUCACAGAUGCUGUCAGUUUGGCCUGGGUGUGUCAGGGGAGAGUUACUUCAGGUCUGCACUCCUGGGUUCCCUUUGAUCAGCUGCAGACAAUGAAGUCGCUGAGAAUCUUAGGCUCCUCCUCUCGAGAAGAGGAACAAAAUUAUAUCUGGAUUCAGUUAUGUGAAAACCCUGUACAGCCUAGAGACCUAAAUAUUAAUGGGUAAGAGAGGGGGACGGAGAUUGCCUACCUGUCCACGCAGAACCCUCGAGCACCUGCCAUUAUCAGCAACUUGGGAGUAACACGCGAGAGCAACCACGCAGCCCGCGUAUGCGCCGAGCCGACAGGCCGAGCCAAGGACAAUCGGUGCAGCCCAGCGGGGCCCCACCCAACCCUUCGCUCCCGCUGUCCCCCAAAAGCCUAAGGACACAAAACUUUCACACCUUUAUUGUGCUUGGGAUUGUCCGCUGGGGCUUCAGGGGUCUUCGUAGCCCGUGGGCAGAGGGUUGAAGUGGGGAUUGUGGAAAAGAGUGUGGUUGCCGUCCCCCCAGGCGAAGGGCUGUAGAGAGAGCCGAGAAGGGACAGAGAGUGGCAGAGCGGCCCCGGCCAGGCGCGCGGGGGGGGGGGGGGGUCCCCGCACCCCCUUUGCCCGCCCUCUGGGUCCCGCAUACCUUGGUGCGAAUGCGGAGGUGGUGGUAGGGGAUGAACUCUGGGCGCUCGCGGUGGCCUGCGUGCAGCCAGCAGUUGACGGUGCACAGAGCCACACUGGGGAGCGCCAGCACGAAGGUCAGGAGGCGCCAGGUGCCGGCUGGGUGAGAGGAAAGGCGAGGGUGAGAGAGAAGGUCAAGGCCUCUGGGCGGAGGCCCUUGGAAGGUCUGGGGUCGCUUAGCCGGAGUAGGGGGUUGCCCGGAGGCUAGGGGGGUGUGAGUAGCGUGCGUGCGCGCGCGUGUGUGUGUGUGUAUAGGAACCAGGUGGGCAAAACCAGUAAGCAAGAGGGUCAGGCACGCUGGCUCCACUCACCUCCUGCCCCUCCGUGGUCUCCCUUGGCUGUGCUGGCCAAACCCCUACUCAAGGACCUCAGAGGCAGAGCCAUUGUGGCAAGAGAAGCUGGGAAUGGCACUGUCCUUCCACUCUCCUUCACUGAGGCUUACGCUCUCCUCCCCUUUUUUGAGCCAAUCACCUGUUGAGUCCGAACUUGGGUGGCUAUUUUUAGGGGUCUUCUAUAUUUAAAGUGGGGCCUGACUGGAAGGAGAUCCUCUCCAGGCGGUGGGUUUACUGUGUCUUUUAUUUUGACAAGGGGACAUGUAAAGUACAAUAUGCUGCUUUUAAAAUAGUUGCGGAGAACUAAUUUAUUCCAUAUUCCCAGUGGCUGGCACACAGUAGGCCUUUAAUAAGUAUUUGUAGAAUAGAUCAAGGGUCUUUUUGAAUCCUUUUUUCCAACUGUAAAAUCUAUAAUUUGUACUUAAAUUAUUUUUUCUAAUGAAGUUUAAGUAAAAUAGAAGUGUGCCAGUUUAAAGUCUGACACAAAACAGUCAUUUAAUAUAUGUUUUAAUCACAGUUCCUUGCAAGGAACAGAACUCUUAACUAGUUUUGAAAGAUAAGCAGCUGACAAUCUUAGCUCAGGGUAUUUCUGGUACAGCCAGAGAGGCCUCAAUCUGCACAGUGAGAAAUGAACCGUUUUGAAGGCCACUGCUGAACCCUGGAUGCCAAAAACUUCCAUUUACACAGCCUUGGGAAGCUAAAUUUGUCCAUCCUCACCCUGUUUUGAAAAUGGUUUCCUUGUGAAGUUUGUUUCCAGAGGUUGCUCUCUUUUUAAUCAAUAAAUCCUGUGGGUGCACCAAUUGGCAA